AUGGUCACCUUCACCUUCCCUGUGCUGGCCGCCGUGGCUUUGGCUCCUUUGGUUGCCGCCUCCCCGGCCGCCGAGGCUCAUAUUUCUGCGCAGCCAGCCCCUUUUUUCUCGAUUGAGAAAUGGGUCUCUGACUACGCCGAGAACCCCGAAGGAGACCAUUUGUCUUUGCAGGAGGCCCUUGAUGCAUUCUUAGCGGGGUUGAACACCGCCGGCUCGGAGAACCAUGCUUCUUGUAACCAGCUGGAAAGGCAAGAAUCCCGCGUCACGGAUGCUGUCCACUGCAUUGACCAGCUUCGCGAGAACCCGGACAAUGAGGUCACAAUGACAACGUCCCGGCAACUCUAUUGCGCUCACGGCACUGCGCAGAUAUGGGGAGGCGCUGGCCAGAAUGCCGGAGGGAAGACAACCUUGUAA
Verticillium alfalfae VaMs.102 is the source of this 414-nucleotide messenger RNA. RefSeq lists its product with no specific name. Bases 1 to 414 code for a protein of 137 amino acids. NCBI's taxonomy places the organism in Eukaryota, Fungi, Ascomycota, Sordariomycetes, Glomerellales, Plectosphaerellaceae. The record is from RefSeq and is a predicted model, not a curated record. The transcript is spliced from 2 exons.